GCCUGCUUACCUGCCUGCCUGCCUGCCAGGGACCAUGAGGGCAGAGGAGGGGCUGCUUCUCCCUUCUCCCUCCGGAGGCCAUGGGGCGCCGGGCAGCAGCGCCCCUUCUCAGGGCUGAUAUAUAGUUUGGAUCUAUGUAUUCCACCUUGUGUUAGAAGCAGUAAUGGCAAAAGAAUUCAUCAAAAACUGUUGCAGAGGCUGUCUAUAUAUUGGGAAAGAAAAGCACGAUGCCUCUCUGGAGCAGGAGUCUGAGCUCGCGGCCAAAUAUAGAUCAAACAUUGUGGAGAAACCUCCUUUGUCUUCCGUGUCGAUGAAACGGCAAGUUGGGUGUUCAGAAGACUAUCUUCUUUCCAAGCUCCCUCCAGGUGGCAAGGAAGUACCUUUUGUGGUUCCUCAGUUCAAACUUGCCUAUGUCCAGCCCAAGAACCUUGGUAAUACACAUCUUGGAGGAAUUCAAGGUACUGUAAUUACAUCUUUUGGUGACCGAAAAACAGAACUUUCUGGUGCAUACCAGCAGAGACCUCUUGUUGAUGUGGUCUAUAACCCGUUUUAUAUACACCAGCAGCCACCACCUCUUUCCCCAGAGUUGGCUCGAUGCCGCCUAGAGAAAUUGGACAGUAGGAGACUGUAUGGGUCAGUUUGUGACUUACGGAGCAGCACAUUGCCAGGUGCAUCCUCUCUAAGCCAUUCUAUGUUUGAUCUUACCAGUCCACCCCACCGCUUUAUCCAGAGAUAUGAUUCAGCGUCUAGUGUUCCAAGCAGCACCUCCUCCAGGAAGGGAUCACAAGGAAGUAACAGGAGUUUAGAUACCAUUACAUUGUCAAGUGAUGAAAGAGAAUUUGGCAGACUUAACGUGAAGGUGUGCUAUCUUCUUCCUGUGGAACAAAUCUGGAUCACAAUCUUGCGAUGCAAAGAUCUGAGUUGGUCUUCUAGCUGUGGUGAAAAACCCCACAUUUCCAUCAAGGGAGUCCUUACGCUGCCCAAACCAGUUCAUUUCAGGUGUUUGGCAAAAGAAGCUUCCAGUGACAUAGAAUUUAUGGAAACCUUUGUGUUUGCUAUUAAAUUGCAACUCCUGCAGACUGCAAAAUUAGUGCUCAAAGUACAAGCUCAGAUUCCCAGGAAGAAAACCAUAGGAGAAUGCAUUUUGCCACUGCGAGAGCUCAGUUCACAAGAAAUUGAGUACUGGUUGAUGAUUACACCUCCUUCCAAAACUUCAGUGUGCCCUGCAGAAUUGAAAAUAGGCACCUGUUUUCAAGCAGUAAACAGCCGGAUCCAGUUGCAAAUUCUUGAAGCCCAGAACCUUCCAAGCUCAUCCACACCACUGUCAUCAAAUUUUUUUGUAAAGGUUUCCAUGCUUAGUGUGGAAGGACUUGUUGAUAAAAAAAAGACCCGACUACUAAAAUCUACAAAUGGACAAGUGAAAUGGGGAGAAACUAUGCUUUUUCCAGUGAGCCAGAAUGAACAUGGGAUAAACUUUCUUAUCAAACUCUACAGCAGGAGCUCAGUGAGAAGAAAACACUUCGUUGGACAGGUCUGGCUAAGCAGUAACAGCAACAGUGUUGAAGCUGCCGAUCAGUGGCAAGACACAAUUGCCAAUCCAGAGAAGGUUGUGGUCAAAUGGCAUAACAUCAGUUCAGCAUGCUGAUCCCAUGGGCAGUUAUGUUGGUUGUGAUCUGGACUUUAACCAAAAGACUUUUACACAUAUUUAAAACAAAGAGCCAUUAGUUAAAAGAAAAAGAAAACAAAUGUACACUUGGACUCUGCACAGUUCCACUUCUGAAGAGCAAAAUGUUGUGUCGAAAAAAAUUGACAAAGGGAAAAGUCUUAGAAAUGUUCAUGGAAUUCAGAGACCACUUUUGUUAGUGGUCUGACUAACUGCCUGGCUUUUGUUGUCUAUGAAGAUUACAUAUAGAUUUUUUAUAUAUAUUUAUGCUCAUCUUGUGCUGGGGGACCUGGGAUGCUUGUAUAUUUAUGUUCAUUUUAGAAGGAAGUUAAUAUUCUCAGAUUUAACUCAGCUCUCAUUUGGAUGGACAUUUCUCCAGAAAGACUUUCCUCACUUUAUCAUUUGAAAACAGUGCCUUAGCUACCAUUUUAUUUCUGUAGCUUUACCACUAUGGCCUUGGUAGCGCUACCCUCACAGUGAGCAACAGAGUUAAGGCAGACAGGAGGGAAGUAGUGUUUUAUUUUUUAAAAUCUUGAAAUAAACUUGAAGAAUGUA
Sceloporus undulatus (fence lizard) is the source of this 2218-nucleotide messenger RNA. It is a transcript of the gene TC2N, whose product is annotated as tandem C2 domains, nuclear. Bases 164 to 1645 code for a protein of 493 amino acids. The record is from RefSeq and is a predicted model, not a curated record. The transcript is spliced from 12 exons. NCBI's taxonomy places the organism in Eukaryota, Metazoa, Chordata, Lepidosauria, Squamata, Phrynosomatidae. Gene Ontology annotation, cellular component: nucleus.